GUGCUGCGUGCGGCGGCGGGCGGCUCGGAGGGAGAUGCUGAGGAGGAAGGCUGAGGCCCGGUCUGUGGAGAGGAUCCGACAACUCAACAAGGGCAUGGAGGUCAAACUGAUGAGCCUGCAGCUACGAGCUGACCAGGAGGCCAGGGACAGCUCUGCUCUGAGGGAGACCCUGCAUGCGGAGCGCGAGGCCCACCGCGCCGAGGCGGCCGGCCUGCGGGGGGCACUGGCGAGGCUGGAGGCCCAGAGACAGGAGCAGCCCGCCCCCAGCCCCGCCCCGUCCCCGCAGCAGGAGGAGGAGAGGAGGAGGCUGCAGGAGAGGACGGCCCUGGAGCUCCUCACACUUACACAGGAGGUGCAGGCCCUGAAGACAGAGAGGGAGGAGCUGGUGAGAGAGAAGGAGGAUCUUCAGAGGCAGGUGGUAGAGCAGCAGACGUCCCAGGAAGAGUGUGUGCGCCAGGCUGUGUCCCAGGCCGGUGUGUCUCUGCGUGGGGAGGUGGAGGAGGAGCGGAGGAAGUAUCAGGGGCUACUGCGAGAGUUCACCAGGCUGGAGCAGAGAUACGACAACCUGAGAGACAUGAGUCUGCCCUCUGAGCGUUCAAAGGGCCACAGGAGGACAGAUUCUUGCCAGAGUCUAAGCAUGGAGCCUCUCUCUCCAGUUUCGGCCCCCUUCCCUGGCUCUCCAACCUUCUCUCCAACCUCGGCCCCCUUCCCUGGCUCUCCGACCUUCUCUCCAACCUCGGCCCCCUUCCCUGGCUGCCCGACCUUCUCCCCGGCCUCCCCAGAGGAGUCCAGGAGGUUUAGUGUGACGUCUCAGGAUUGGAGCUCUUGGAGCAAGGACACUCCUAUGGAUACUCUGAUGGAGAAUAUGGGCGUAGCCAAAGACACAGCAGUGAAGAUGAGAGCAGAUGAUCUGGGACACGCCUACGAUGCCGUACGAGUGGCCAACAAGUUACUGGAGACCCAGCUGCGUAGCCAAUCAGAGCAGCAGGGGGCGGAGCUGAAGCUUCCGGGGCAAGAAGCCUCAGCUGAUGGGCAGGAGCUGCUGGAGGCCAGAGAACAGGAGUGUGUGAGACUGAAGAGAGAGCUGCAGGAACUGAGACACACGGUCACUCUCAGGACACUGCUGACACACAUAGCCCCCCCAGCUGCUGUGCCGUCUCCAGAGGGCUCCUGUGCCCCCCAGGCCAGAGAGGGCGCUGUCUCAGGGCUGCUGGAGUGCAGGAAGAGAGACGAGGCCAAGCUGAUGAAGCUCCUCAUCACAGAGCUGCGUGCGGACAGCGCCCUGUCCCUGCCCCCUGGUCUGCCUGCCAGAGUGGUGUUCCUGUGCGUGCGCCAGGCGGACCACGCUGGAGACGCCCCGCGCACGCACGCUCUCUGCGGCGCUGCGGUCGCCGCCAUGAAGACGGCUCUGAAGAAACACAGUAAGGAUGCCGAUAUGACGGCUCUCUGGUUGAAGAACGCCUGUCUGCUGUCUGACCUGUUGACACAGCACUGCCCCAGACGGGAUGGUCAGGCUGGUUCUAUCGAUGCGAUUCCUCUGACAUCUGACCUCAGUGACCUGAGGCGUUCCCUGGGUGACCUGUGCAUCCAGGCCUAUCAGCAACUAAUUGCCAUCACCGAGUCGCGCCUCCAGCCAAUCAUAGUACCUGCCAUGCUGGAGACUGAGACCAUCCCAGGUCUGUCUGCAUCAGGGCUGAAGCCGGGGGGUUCCAGGAAGAGGGCGGGCUCCGACCCCAGGGCGGCGGCAGGGGGGGGGGCGGACGCCCCCAGCAUGGCCGCCGUGCUGAGGGCGCUGGCGGGGCUCCACUCUGCCCUGUUCCGCCAGGACCUCCCCCCCUCGCUCCUGGGGCAGGCCUUCCACCAGCUCACCCACCUGCUCUGCGCCGCCACCCUCAACUCCCUGCUGCUCCGCAAGGACAUGUGCUGCUGGAACAGGGGCCUGCAGAUACGCUAUAAUGUGAGCCUGCUGGAGGAGUGGCUGCGGUCCCGUGGUCUGCAGGCAGGGGGCGCUGUGGCCACGCUGGAGCCUCUGAUCCAGGCUGCUCAGCUUUUGCAGGUGGGGAAGAAGACGGAGGCUGACGCCCACGCGCUGGUCCAGGCGUGCACCGCCCUCUCCAGCCAGCAGAUUGUGAAGAUCCUGACUCUGUACACGCCCCACAGUGAGUUAGAGGAGAGAGUGACGCUCAACUUUAUCAGAUCCGUUCAGGCUCUGCUGAGGGGUCGUUCUGAAGGCCAGCCCCCUCAUCUCCUCCUGGACGUGAAGAAGGUCUUCCCGGUUACCUUCCUCUUCCUCCCGCCUCCAGCCCUCCACGAGGACCGCCUCGCCAUCCCAGAAUCCCUCAAGAUCUCCUUCCUGCGCCGAGUCUGAGAGACAGGAAGAGGGACCUCGCGCAGGAAGUGACCGCAGACCUUGACGAUAAACAACAAGGAAGUGAUGUCAUCCUGCCAUGAGAGAGGAAGUGAUGCGUGUGGACAGAAUGUUGAUGGGUGUUGGACCUAGGAUCAGUAUGAAGGAUGACAAGUAUGUUGAUUUCGCAUGUGCCUUUGCAUAUUUUGCGUAAAUUGCUCAUGUACAUCGACAUGGGGCCAGCUAUGGCUAACUGAAUGCAUUAUGCUAUAUAGCUAAUUUAGGGUUCUGUUGCUAUUGGUGACGAGUUUCCAUUGGUUCCAUGAAAGCAGAACUAUGGCAUUGCUAUGACAUCGUGGUCUCAACCUUAAUGAAUCCAAUCUAGUGUUGGACCAGGCUGUAGCAGCUUGACAAAUGAUUCUGUUUUGUAGUUCUCAUACCCAACAUGUAACCUUUCUCGGAUGUUCAAGAUGACUUUACCUAACAGUAGAGAAGUUACAGGACUUAAGAUGUGUUAAAUAAA
This is a messenger RNA of Hypomesus transpacificus, 2870 nucleotides long. RefSeq names its product unconventional myosin-Vb-like. The record is from RefSeq and is a predicted model, not a curated record. The transcript is spliced from 17 exons. Bases 35 to 2368 code for a protein of 777 amino acids. Gene Ontology annotation, molecular function: GTPase binding. Lineage: Eukaryota; Metazoa; Chordata; Actinopteri; Osmeriformes; Osmeridae.